AUGCAAUGGGAUUUUGCGAUGGAUAACGGAUGCAGAAACGUAUUAUUAGGAGUUAGUGGAAGUGUUGCCGCCUUGAGGACUGAAGAACUGGUGUCCCAUCUUACUCAGGCGAAUUAUAACGUCGUUGUUGUAAUGACAAGUGCGGCCCACCACUUUGUUGAUAAGUCGCGACUUACAGUUCCUGUUUACACCGAUUCCGACGAAUACGGCUGUUGGAGAACACGCGGUGACGACGUACUCCACAUAAAGCUAAAGAACUGGGCUCAAAUAUUUCUCAUUGCACCACUAUCGGCCAAUACUCUCGCAAAAAUCGCCGGCGGACUUUGCGACAAUUUACUAACAUGCAUUGCGCGGGCUUGGUACUUCGAGGAACCGAUUGGUAUUUUCGCCCCUGCAAUGAACUCUGCUAUGUGGAAGAACCCCCUAACAUCAAAGCACGUAGACGUACUUCGCAAUACAUUAAAUUGGCACAUGAUCAACCCUGUUUGCAAGACUCUGGUAUGUGGUGAAUUCGGUGAGGGCGCAAUGGAGGAACCGUUCAAAAUAGUUCAGCACAUUGAGGCACUCUUUCGCCAGAAACUUCAAUGCUUUUAA
This is a messenger RNA of Mesocestoides corti, 594 nucleotides long. The record is from the annotation of a GenBank genome assembly. NCBI's taxonomy places the organism in Eukaryota, Metazoa, Platyhelminthes, Cestoda, Cyclophyllidea, Mesocestoididae.